CGCGCGGCCGCGGCCGAGGGGCGCGUUCAAACGCGGCGAGGGAAGGAGCGCGGAGCGGAGCCGUGCGGGACCGCAGCGCCGCCGGCAUGUGCUGGUACUGGACUUUUCUCUAAUUCUCCAUGGCAGCAGCACAGGGUCCUGUGACCUGUGAGCCCGACACCCGUGUCCUCAGCACCUACCUCUCCUCGGAGCCUGUCAGCGUCGUUGGCAGCAUGGGCAGCGUGGGCAGCCUAGUGGAGAAGCAGGAUCUGUCCCCUCUGGAGCUGCGGGCCCCUCUGGGGGGCUCACGGGGGCUUCGGCAGCCCGACGGCUUGUUGCGGAAGGGGCCGAGCCAACGGGAGCUCUUCGGGUACCUGCACGGGGCCAAGAAGGAGAUGCGGUCGGAGCGGAAGCACCAGACAUCAGGCACCUGCUACAAGAGGGACUACGAGAGUGACCGUGAGAACCGAUCCCCUGAGCGCUGCUCCCGGGAGCAUCACCGUGGGGCUGACUUCUCCAAGAGCUCCCUGCCAGAGCGGGGCCGCUUUGACAAGUGCCGUAUCAGGCCCUCGGCCUUCAAGGCGGUGGCUGGGAAGGGGCUGGUCUCCAUGCAGGGCCUGUCCUCGUCCAAGGGGCAGAAGUUGUCCAAGAGCAAUGGGAGCCUGCACACGCUGCUGUCACAGAGCAGCACAGCAGCCCCACAGCAUGGCCCGCUCCGCACCCACCUGCUCCACGCCAUCAGCCUGGAUGAGGCCUCCGACUCCAGCCACAACUCCAUCCAGAGCUUCCCAUCGUACGGCUCCCGCCUCAAACCUGCCCAGAGCCAGUUCAGCGCCUCCAUGGGCCACAUCAACCACAUUGGGGGCUCCUUGGACAGGGUCUCCCGGAGCCCCAGGGACCCAUUGGCCCCUGAGAAGGUGCCCCUGUCCUGCAAAAGCAUGGCCACGCUGAGCCGGCUGCAGAGCCCCGGCGAGCCCCCACCACCCUAUGAGUUCUCCUACUCGCUGGAGGACGCGGUGAAGCAGCUGGAGGAUCGGCUGCAGGAGACAGGAGGGGAGCUGCGGCAGCUCAAGAGGAGUCUCAGUGAGACUGAAGACCCCUUCACACAGGUGUUUGAGGACAAGCAGCGGCUGUGGCUGGACGAGUUGGAGGACCUGAAGCAGAUGUACAUGGCCCGGCUGCAGCAGGUGAUGCAGCAGGCGCAGCGCGGGCAGCGGGCGCUGCAGCUGCAGCUCUACAAGGCCCAGCAAGAGAAGAAGCGGCUGCAGGAGGAGCUGAGCCUGCAGCAGUGCCAGUGCGAGGAGCCCAAGCUCCGGCAGCCCCAGGGAGAGCGUGGCAGCCCCAAGCUGGAGGAGACCAAGUGGGAGGUGUGCCAGAAGGCAGCAGAGAUCUCCCUGCUGAAACAGCAGCUCCGGGACACCCAGGAGGAGAUGGCUCAGAAGCUGGGUGAGAUCUUCAGCCUGAAGACGCAGCUGCGGGAGGCCAAGGCAGAGGUCCAGGCCAAGGACUCCCAACUGGCACAGCUGGCAGACUCCUUCCAGAGUCCCCCAGAGCCCAGCACCUCGAUGCCUCUGGGUGAUGACCCCAUGCCAUCGUGCCAAGACUUCCCUGGCUGCGAAACUGAUGACUCCAAGUGCCGCGGCCUCCACAGCGACACAGCGGAGCCUCUGGAGCGGCAAGUGGAGUGGCUGUGGGCAGAGCUGCUGCGGGAGCGGCGUCAGGGCCAGCUGCAGGCUGUGAACUUUGAGCUGGAGAGGAAGACCUGGCAGGAGGAGAAGGAGAAGGUGCUGCGGUACCAGCGGGAGCUCCAGGCCAGCUACAUGGAGAUGUACCACCGGAGCCAGGCGCUGGAGCGGGAGCUGCGACAGCUGCGGUCGGAGCCCAGGGAUGUUGGGACCGACUCGCCCUGGAUUGAGCGGGUGGAGUCCUCGAAGAUCUGAGGGAUGGGAUGCCAGUGGGACUGUGAAGGGGGAACAUCUCUUGCUGCUGCAGUGGGAUGAUCUCAGGGUGUCCACAAGGACUGGCCACUUGGCGCUGCUCUGGGCUGAAGGACUGAUUGCAACAGGGGAGCUUUUCCUUCUUGCAGCGCUUCAGGCCCUUCUGGUGGGGGUCUCUGGAGAGCAGGGGGGCCAUCUGUGCCAGGGUGGGGGUCUUGCAUGUGCCCCGUGCUCUGACUCCAGGAGCAUUUGCCCUGUGAUUCCUUCUGCCACGGGGGCAGAAACCAAGCGCCCUGUGAAACAUUCCCUGUCCCUCCUGCUCUGCUGCCCCUGUUCCUGCAACUCAGUAACUUAAUGUCUUGUGAGGAGGGGCUUGAGCCCUGUCACCACCCCACUGCCUUGCUGUGGGGGUUCCACCUGCUGCUCACAGUGGCCACCUUGUCAGCAAGGCCAUGGAGCUGCUGGUGCCACUGGGAAGGCAGAGGAGGAAACCCUGAUGAGCGCUGGUACUGCUGGGAUGGGGCAGCUGCGCCAGCACCUCUGCUGGGGCUUCCCAUGUCCCCAGUGUGGGGCUGCUCUGCAGUGGAGGUGGUUGAUGCAGCUUCCCUCGGGCUGAGAGGGGCAAGUGCCUUGUGCAAGGAGGGAUGGGAACUGGUGCCCUGCUGCACUGGGAGGAACUGGGGAGGGGAACAGGAGAU
This is a messenger RNA of Chiroxiphia lanceolata (lance-tailed manakin), 2614 nucleotides long. It is a transcript of the gene N4BP3, whose product is annotated as NEDD4 binding protein 3. The record is from RefSeq and is a predicted model, not a curated record. The transcript has 5 exons. Gene Ontology annotation, cellular component: cytoplasmic vesicle. The coding region runs from base 120 to 1919 and encodes 599 amino acids. NCBI's taxonomy places the organism in Eukaryota, Metazoa, Chordata, Aves, Passeriformes, Pipridae.